ACAAAUUGCCAUUAACUGUAAAGAGAAGCGAUGAAAAGAAAUAAAGUUCUGUUUUGUUACAUUUAGUUGGAAAGAGCCGUCCUCCGGAAGGAAGAAGCAGCAAGUUUUCUCUGCCUUCUCCUUUCACUGUGCCUCAGCCUCAGGCAACCUCAGCCAUCCAUGAGUGCCAGCAACUCUUCUGCCUACCGAUCGGAGCGGAGUUUCCAUCAGACGUCGUCCUCGUCUUCCUCCAGUAAUCCAUACGUGGAGAAGAGUCACGGGAUGUUUUCCGAGGACUUUGGCCCCUUCAUGAGGCCCGGGGGCAACACCUUGGGCUUUUCCAGUGGAAGUGGGAAGAUCAAAGCACUCGGGGAUUCGUACCAGUUCACAGUGGACGUUCAAGACUUCUCCCCGGAAGACGUCAUCGUCACCACGUCCAACAACCAAAUCGAAGUCCGUGCGGAAAAGUUGGCCCAGGACGGUUCGGUGAUGAACACAUUCACCCACAAGUGUCAGCUGCCCGAGGACGUGGACCCCACCUCUGUGACGUCAUCUCUGGGCGCCGAGGGGACGCUCACGGUUCGGGCGCGGCGACACCCGGCCAAACAUGAGCACGCACAGACCUUCCGCACUGAAAUUAAGAUUUAAACAAUUAUCCACAUUGACACACACACCAUUCUAGUCAUUCAUUCAUUAAUGCUUUUCAUGUAUUAUAAUACUAUAUUAUCAGUUUUGUGAAUAAAAUUCUCCUGCUCUUG
This is a messenger RNA of Phyllopteryx taeniolatus (common seadragon), 737 nucleotides long. RefSeq names its product heat shock protein family, member 7 (cardiovascular) (gene hspb7). The coding region runs from base 160 to 627 and encodes 155 amino acids. Gene Ontology annotation, biological process: heart development. Gene Ontology annotation, cellular component: cytoplasm; nucleus. The record is from RefSeq and is a predicted model, not a curated record. NCBI's taxonomy places the organism in Eukaryota, Metazoa, Chordata, Actinopteri, Syngnathiformes, Syngnathidae. The transcript is spliced from 3 exons.